GUUCUUCAGGAGUUUCUCUUAACUGUCUAGUUUUAGGCUUUUAGCUAAGAUUAAUCUGUUCAUUUUCUCUCAAAUUCAAUCUUUGUCUCAUCCUUACUACUCGGUUUUGUGUGUUUCUCAGCUGAGUCUUGAGUCUUCUGAUCUUCUUUCACCCCCACUUGUUACUUUUCCAGCUAAGUCAGGAAAAUGUUCACAAAAAGGGAGAAAGAGUACUAUAUUACUUUUCCAACUUGGGCUCUCAGUCAAGUCAACUCUCAAGGAAGAAGAAAAAGCUAUUAAGUUUCCUGCAGCAUAUGUGAUUGCUUGGCCUUCUCUUGUUGAAGGAUUGAGGGGUUGACUUGGCGUCUUUGGUGUUAUUCUGUAGUUUUUGUCCCUUUUUAGGUGGGAAACCGGAUUAUUUGAUGCUGUUGUGAGCAGGGAUUUGCUGUAGCUAUGGGAAUUGGCAACAGAUAGAAAGAAAAUCAAGUGAGGCCCAAGGGGGUUAUGGUCAUAGAAGUGUGAAUGGUUACUGAUUAAGUUUCCCCUUUAGAUCCUGCAGUUGGGUGUAUGCAGCUUGGGAGUGUACUUUAAUCAGUAUAGUGCUGAUUUACUGUGGAAAUAUUCGAGGUGUUCGGAGAAUUGUGGAGUUUGAUUACUCGUGUAAUUGCUGCAAAUUUACGCCUAUUUUUGGGUACAACUAUUGUUAGUCCUGCCUGAUUUUCAUUCCCUUUUUUGGUCAUAUUCCACUAUAAGGAUUUAUCAGUUUGCACUACUGUAAUAUUGGCCGUUUAGUGUACAGUCUCAGCGGCAUGGUGUCUUCUAUAUGGUGAAUUGUCUUUGGAAUGAAAAAUAUUCCCUGCUUUUUUGGAGAAUGAUUUUUGUAACCUGUAUGAUAUCCCCCAAAAGGAAUUAGCUAAGUAGUUAUGGAAAGUGGGAACGAACUUGUAUCUACCUUAAGCUUUGCUUCAUCUUCAUAUACAUCAAAUGGUUCCAGUAGCCACAAUAUGCCAUCUGCUGGUCAUGAGCCAGGGGCUAGUCUUGAUUUGUUGAGUUUGACUAAAUUAAGUGGUAGUCUUGAGAAGCUUCUGCUUGAUGCUGAGUUCGACUACAGUGAUGCAGAGAUAGUGGUCGAAGGAACUUCUGUGGGUGUAAAUCGCUGUAUCUUGGCCUCACGAAGUCCAUUUUUCCAUGAUCUGUUUAAGAAGAGUAAUGCUGGCUCUGCAAAUGGAACUAAACCAAACUAUGUCAUGACAGAAUUGGUGCCCCAAGGAAAGAUUGGAUAUGAAACAUUCAUGGUUUUCUUGAAUUAUGUGUAUAGUGGAAAACUCAAGUCUUCUCCAACUGAGGUUUCAACAUGUGUUGAUGAGUCUUGUGCUCAUGAUGCAUGUGGCCCUGCAAUCAACUAUGCAGUGGAACUCAUGUACGCUUCUGCGACGUUUCAGAUGAAUGAACUUGUUUUGGUUGUUCAGCGACGGCUUCUCAACUUUGUGGAUAAGGCUUUUGUGGAAGAUGUGAUUCCCAUAACUAUAGUAGCCUUCCACUGCCAGCUGAACCAGCUUCUUUCACACAGUAUCCAGAGAAUAGCACGUUCAGAUCUAGAUGAUCUUACUCUUGAGAAGGAGCUUCCACAUGAAGUUCUGACUGAUAUCAAAUCCUUUAGGAAACAGUAUGACCAAGACCUGCAACAUGACACUGGUGAAGUGAAUUUCAUCACUGACAAGAGAAUCAGAAGGAUGCACAAAGCACUGGACUCUGAUGAUGUAGAAUUGUUAAGAUUACUUUUGGAUGAAUCUGAUAUCAACUUGGAUGAUGCUUUUGCUCUUCAUUAUGCUGCUGCCUAUUGCAAUCCUAAGGUGGUCACUGAGGUGCUCAGUCUGGGUAAUGCUAAUCUCAAUCUUAGGAAUUCUCGAGGAUAUACUGCACUUCAUGUAGCAGCUAGGCGCAAGGAUCCAUCAGUAAUUGUGGGCCUACUGAGCAAGGGAGCAUGUGUCUCAGAUUCUACAGUUGAUGGACGAACAUCAAUUACUAUUUGCAGGAGGUUGACUAGGCCUAAGGAUUACAAUGAAUCAACAAAGCAGGGACAGGAGACUAAUAAAGACAAAUUAUGCAUUGAUGUCUUGGAGAGAGAAAUGCUCAGAAAUCCACUUGCUGGUAAUAUGUCUGUGUCCUCAAUGAUGGUGGCAGAUGAUUUGGUUAUGAGGCUGCUGCUCCUCGAAAAUAGAGUGGCCCUCGCGCGAGUAUUAUUUCCACGAGAAGCUAAGCUAGCAAUGGAAAUAGCAAAUGCACAUUCAACGUCAGAGUUUGCUGGCCUUGCAGCAUCUAAAGCCUCGUGUGGGAAUCUGAGAGAGGUUGAUUUAAAUGAGAUACCAUACGAGCAAGUUAAACGACUUCAAUUGCGGCUACAGGCCUUGCAGAAAACAGUGGAGACUGGCCGGCGCUUUUUCCCCAAUUGCUCAGAAGUUCUGGAUAGGUUCCUGGAGGAUGACAUGCAAGAAACUCUGCUCUUGGAGAAUGGUCCACUGGAGGAGCACAGUACAAAGAAGAUGCGAUACAUGGAACUUAAGGACGAGGUUUUGAAGGCUUUCGAUAAAGAUAAAGCUGAAAAUAACUGGGUGGGCUUGUCAUCGUCUUCCUCGUGCUCAUCUUCUCCCAAGGCUAUUGCUCACCACAAGGCUAAGAAAAGGCAAUUGUUUUAAAUUUUGCUCUUAGGUAGUGUUAGUCAGUUUGAAAAUGUAAUACCCCAUAAACAGUUAUAUGUAUACUUUGCCCUUAUAGAUUUUCUUUUCUUUCAUCAGUCCAAAUUUGGUUGACAGCAAGUCCAUCUGUAAAAUUUUCCCAUAGGGAGUAAGCUUACACUCCGUGUAGGUAUAUGUCCUGAUGAUUACUGACUGAACAAAGAGGUUACUGUUAUUUGUAUAGUAUUACUGCAUCAGCGGUUCUUGAGGGGUAGAA
Coffea eugenioides is the source of this 2931-nucleotide messenger RNA. Its product is annotated as BTB/POZ domain and ankyrin repeat-containing protein NPR2-like. Bases 903 to 2675 code for a protein of 590 amino acids. Gene Ontology annotation, cellular component: nucleus. NCBI's taxonomy places the organism in Eukaryota, Viridiplantae, Streptophyta, Magnoliopsida, Gentianales, Rubiaceae. The transcript is spliced from 5 exons. Gene Ontology annotation, biological process: defense response to fungus; defense response to bacterium; regulation of salicylic acid mediated signaling pathway. The record is from RefSeq and is a predicted model, not a curated record. Gene Ontology annotation, molecular function: protein binding.